Molecule: messenger RNA, 2227 nt
Organism: Alnus glutinosa
Lineage: Eukaryota; Viridiplantae; Streptophyta; Magnoliopsida; Fagales; Betulaceae
Product: probable polygalacturonase
Exons: 5
Coding region: 287-1744 (485 amino acids)
Biological process (GO): carbohydrate metabolic process
Molecular function (GO): polygalacturonase activity
Source: RefSeq, a predicted model, not a curated record
AACAAAACCAAACCUUUCCGAAUCCUAGCGGCCAGCUCUCCAUAAGAAAUGGUCUUGUCCGCACGUGGUCAUGAACCCCGUCCACACCGGACAAAUCGAAUGGCGCUCCUGUUGAACUUUCAGAACCCGACCCCACAGUACAAUACGGUGCCACGCGCAAUGCGCACCGCCCCUUGAUCUCCUUCUUCCAUCUCCACCUUCACCACCUCUCCGUUGCAUACGAGGCACUGUUCCAUUCACUACCAAUAAACGGUUUUUUUGUUGAAUUCUACAGUUCUGGUGGUGCAUGCGAAAAAUGAACCCGGCAAAAUCGUUCUGGGGUGUACUCACGGGUAACGUUAUCAGACCUUCAUGGGCGCCUCUGAUUCUGUUAUUCGCGCUCCUGGCGAUCCUGUCCGUCGUCCAAUUCUCAAACAGACCCGUUUUCCGGGCGUGGUUGAUAUCCGGGUCGACCGGCCCCGGUGACGUGGCGUAUGAGCCGAAGACCUGCGCCGGGUUUUUCGGGGCCGUGCCGAUGAGAAAGGUGGUGAUGUCUAUCACGGAGUUCGGAGGAGUUGGCGACGGGAAAACGUCAAACACCGAAACGUUUCGGAAGGCGGUACGGCACAUGCAGGUUUUCGGCGAGAAAGGUGGAUCCCAGCUGAACGUGCCCAGGGGGAGGUGGCUCACAGGCAGCUUUAACCUCACCAGUAAUUUCACCCUCUUUCUCGAAGAGGGCGCUGUAAUUCUCGGUUCCCAGGAUCCGGAAGAAUGGCCUAUAAUAGAGCCAUUGCCUUCUUAUGGAAGAGGAAGAGAGAGAUUAGGAGGAAGACACAUAAGCCUUAUACAUGGAGAUGGUCUCACUAAUGUUGUAAUUACAGGACAAAAGGGAACAAUCGACGGCCAAGGGAGGAUGUGGUGGGACCUUUGGUGGAACAGAACAUUGGAGCAUACCAGAGGCCACCUAGUUGAGAUAAUGAACUCCCACAACAUUCUCAUCUCAAAUCUCACUUUCCUCAAUUCUCCCUUUUGGACCAUUCAUCCUGUUUACUGCAGUAAUGUUGUUAUCAAAGACAUGACAAUCUUGGCUCCUCUCAACGCACCAAAUACAGAUGGUAUAGAUCCAGACUCAAGCACCAAUGUAUGUAUUGAAGACUGUUAUAUUGAGAGCGGUGAUGAUCUUGUGGCAGUAAAGAGUGGUUGGGAUCAAUAUGGUAUCGCCAUGUCCCGGCCGAGCUCCAACAUUAUUGUCAGGAGAGUUUCCGGCACUACGCCGACCUGUUCUGGGGUCGGAAUUGGUAGCGAGAUGUCUGGUGGAAUUUCAAAUGUAACUGUUGAGGAUUUGCAUGUUUGGGAUUCAGCAUCUGGGGUGCGUAUAAAAUCAGAUAAAGGUAGAGGGGGAUAUAUAGCAAACAUCAGUUUUAGUAACAUAACCAUGGAGAGAGUCAAGAUACCCAUAAGGUUCAGUAGAGGCUCUAAUGACCACCCUGAUGAAGGAUGGGAUCCCAAAGCUGUUCCAAAAGUGAAGGGUAUUUCUAUAAGUAAUGUGAUCAGUUUAAAUUCAACAAAAGGACCCAUACUGGAGGGCAUUGAGGAUGCAAUAUUUGAAGAGAUAUGCUUUAAAAAUGUUACACUUCUUGGCUUAGCUCCAUCCAUGACAUGGAAGUGUGAAUUUGUUUCAGGAUUUUCCAGUCAGGUGCUUCCAAUGCCAUGUCCACACUUGCAGAACAAUGGCUCUCCGUCCUGGUGUUCACACAGCUCAUAACUUCUUUGGAAAGUUCCAGAUUUUGUAUAUUGAGAAAAGUUAGGCUUGAAUUUUCAAAGGUUCACUUGAUCUACUUCGCAGCAGUCAUGUUAUGAGAGAUUUGAAUCAGUGAUCAGAUUGUUGGCAGUUCAUAUGAAUUUGUUUCCUUCACAUGGGUGAGUGAGAUGUCAAGCUGGUGUACCUAUGAGCUUAAAGGGAACUGCAGGUCAGAUAUCGGCCUUUUGACAUCAAAGCAGCUUUCUUGUGAAGUUGGAACUGGCUUGUCCUGACAGGUUUUUCUGAUGAUUUCCAUAAAUGUUUUGUUUCAGUUAAUCACAGAUGUUACACAUUCAACCUUGAGAGAGAGAGAGAGAGAGGGAGAGAGAGGUAGGCUGAACAUGUAUAGAGAUACAUAGGUGAAAUGUAAUACAUAUAGAACUUGAAAUUCAUUUCAUUGAUGAGAAGCUCAUGUUAAAAUUUGAAAGGUGACAUUUUUUAUCUGCU